UCGUGGCCGCCGUCCUCGCCUGCAGACUCUACCCAACGCCAUGGCCGGGGCUCUUGGAACCGGAGAGAUCCCUCAGCUCACACACUACCGCGAACCAUCGGACCGGAGCACACUCGCGGAUACACAACGUGCCCGGGCCUCCAUCUACAUCCCCAACGGCCUCGUUUCUCGCAUACACCAAGAGCCAGUGGACCUGAAGAGCCUCUCGGGUUUCUGGUGGAAACACGAGUCCCAACAGCUGCGCGAGGACCUUCUCUAUCCCAUACACAUCAAGCUCGGCCUGCUGGCGCUUCACCUCCUCACAGCCUUCAACUGCCGCAUAUACGGAGGCGCCCUGGUUUUCCUCGUCGGGGUCCUUGCCAAGGCGGACGCUAGCACCCUGCGCCUGUUGGCGCUCUUCAGCCUCGCGCGGGCCUUGUCCUAUGCCGCGCGCGUCUCGGUGAUCUGCUGCGUCGGCGGGCUCGGCGCCCUCAUUGGCGGUGUCGGGGCCGAGACGGCCCCGGCGCACCAGCCGGCUGUCCGUAUUGCGCUGGUGGGUUGGGUCUUGAUUUGGAACAUUAUCGAAAAGAUAUCGGCGACCAUGAAUCUUAUCCUGGUUGGCCGAGACUAG
Molecule: messenger RNA, 610 nt
Organism: Gaeumannomyces tritici R3-111a-1
Lineage: Eukaryota; Fungi; Ascomycota; Sordariomycetes; Magnaporthales; Magnaporthaceae
Exons: 2
Coding region: 41-610 (189 amino acids)
Source: RefSeq, a predicted model, not a curated record